Messenger RNA from Trichomonas vaginalis G3, 990 nucleotides. RefSeq names its product keratin-associated protein family. The transcript has a single exon. NCBI's taxonomy places the organism in Eukaryota, Parabasalia, Trichomonadida, Trichomonadidae. Bases 1 to 990 code for a protein of 329 amino acids. The record is from RefSeq and is a predicted model, not a curated record.
AUGAUGUCAUCAGAUUUGGAAAUUGAUUAUACAAGUAAGUGGUAUUACAUUAACAACAUGUAUUUUAUCCUACAAAAUGAUAAAAUUUAUAGAUCAUAUUCAAUACCAUUUGGUCGUUUUGAACAAAUUUUUCAAGCUGAUGGAGACAUUGAAGCUUUAUGUUAUGCUUCAAAUGUUUGUGUUCUUGUUUCAGGUGGUAUGGUCUAUUCAUAUCCUGUAAGUUAUAACAGACAUAUUUAUUUAUCACAGGAUUUUUCAGAGGAUCCAGAGAAAACACCAAGUUGGGAAUUGGUUUAUUCAUUCACUCCAAAACUUACUCGAAAUUAUAGAUUUACAAAUUUAUUUUAUAUUGAUGGGUAUUUCAUUGCUUUUGGAUGUGGUGAUUUAGUAAAUAUCAGUAGUGAUGGAAGAAAUUGGUCUGAAAUCACAAAAUUUCAAGAUGUUAGAAAAGCAAUUUUCAAAAAUAAUACGUUAAUAUUGAUAACAAGACCAGUUUUAAAUACUCACCCAAAUUCAAUAUUAUAUAAUAAAUUCAAUAUUCAUAAUGGAUUAAAUACAAUUCUUGAGAUGAUUUACCCCAUUGGUUCAAUAUAUACAUCAAUGAAUUCAACAAAUCCAGCUGAUGUAUUCGGUUUCGGUACAUGGCAGCAGAUUGUAGAUAAAUUCUUAUACUGUGCUAACUCUUCAAAGCAAACAGGAGGCUCAAAGAAAAUUAAAGAAGCAAACUUAUCUGCGCACACUCAUACAGGAACGACAAACUUUUCUGGCGACCAUAGCCACUCAUUAAGAGACCACCCAUUAUACAACUCAGACUAUAAAGCUGGCAAUGACGUUUUAUCUCCAUCUUAUAACAAUUCAGCAAAAAAGACUUUUCGACCAACUGAACCAGGAGGAAAUCAUGUCCAUACUUUCACAACAAAUCCAACAGGCUCGGGUGAAGAUUAUAUGCCACCUUAUAUGACAGUUUAUGCAUGGUUUCGCGUUCAAUGA